CUCAUUCGAUUUCUGUCCGCGGCCGCCGCAAGCGCCGCGCAUUGCCACAUACAUUGAAUAGUGCACGCGUACUUUUUGUUUACUUCACAAAUACCAGCAAAUACUUAGUUCUCUGCAGCAUGAUAGGUAUAUUGCACUGAGUGUAUUACGAAUUUUAAUUGUUUAUAGACUCUUGUUUAUGAAGUUAAAAUGUCUGUUAGUGCUUUUCUAUUUGGGAUUGUAAUUUUAUUGUUGAUUGCACUUGCAAUAUUUCAUUAUGGCACAAACGGAAGAAAGUAUUGGUACACCAGAAAUGUUCCAUAUAGAGAGCCAUGUCCAAUUUUCGGAAAUUUUGGUGCAACGUUAACAAUGCGUCGGAGUUAUACGAAAAUGCUUCAGCUAUUUUAUGAUCAAUUUCGAGACAACAGAUAUGUCGGCAUUUUCCAAGCGAGAAGACCUGCUUUAUUUUUGAUUGACUUAGAUUUAGUGAAGACAGUACUUUCCAAGGAAUUUCAAAAUUUUAGUGAUCGAAUUUCAGUCGCAACAGAUACACGUCGAGAACCACUUUUGCGGAAUGUAGCCAACAUGAGCGGCUCUGAAUGGCAAAAAAUGCGUCAUAUUAUUACACCCACAUUUUCCUCUGCUAAAAUGAAAGCUAUGUUCCCUUUAGUGGCCGAUUGUGCAAAAACAUUGAAAGCCACUCUUGCUUUCGAGUCAUUUGAGGAUAUUGAGGUUCCGAAGUUAAUGUGUCGCUUCACUACUGACGUUAUUGGAAGCUGUGCAUUUGGAGUUGAUCCUGGAGCCCUCAAAGACAGCCAAUCACCAUUUUUAAUUAUGUCACAAAAGAUGUUCAAAGCUGACCGUACAACUAUAUUGAAACGGUACUGUCGCACAUUUUUUCCGCGAAUAUUUAAACUUUUAAAUCUCAAAACGUACUCAUUGGACGUUGAAAUAUUUUUUACGAAUAUAAUCAAACGAGUUCUAACAGAAAGACGGAAGACUGGCGAGCAGCGAAGUGAUUUUCUUCAACUUAUGCUAAAUGUGCAAAAAACGGAAACAGGAUUUAAUAUGACUGAUGAAUUAAUAACCUCAAAUUCUUUUAUAUUUAUGUUAGCUGGCCUAGAAACGUCGGCAACAACUUUAUCUUUCUGUUUAUACCAGCUAGCGCAAGAUCAAAAUCUGCAAAACAAGUUACGAAAUGAAAUAGUUGAAUGUUUAGAUCGUUAUAAUGGCUUAAAUUAUGAAGCUGUUUGUGGGAUGCGUUUAGUCACUCAAACAUAUCUAGAAACAUUACGAAUGCACCCACCGACACCGCUCACCACCCGACUGUGUACAGCUCCUUGCACAUUGCCUGGUACCGAUUUGAAAAUGAAAACACGAGAUGCGCUUCUUGUCCCAAUAUAUUGUAUACAAAGAGAUCUGAAGUAUUUUUCCAAUCCAGAUAAAUUUGAUCCAGAACGGUUUCAAGAUGAUUUGAAUCCGACGGGCUUCAUAGCAUUUGGUGAAGGACCAAGGAGCUGUCCAGGUGCCCGUUUCGCUCAGUUGAUGGUGACAGCUGGUCUAGCAACAGUUCUCGAAAAUUUUAUAGUAGAGCCAUGCGCAAAAACUACGCCCGACAUUGACUAUGAUACAAGAAGUGUCAUGUUAAAAAAUAAAGGUAGCAUUUGGCUAAGAUUUAGACCUCGUGAAUAAUUAUAUGCAAUGAGAAAAUCUGUAUUUACUAUCACUUAUAACCAAAAACUUUAAUGAACAUGGUAAUUUGAGUGUAGUAAGGAAACGGAGACGAAAAUAAAACAUACGGAUAACCAAAGAUAUCGUAAAGAUUUAGACAAGAAAGAAACAAUGGACCCGAUACAUAAAAAGUACGAAGAAUAAAUAAUUGAGACGAAUUAUAUACCUACAUUAAAUAUGUAACGAUCAUUUACAAAAGGAAAUGUGGACAAAUGGUAGCUCACCAUGUUAUUUAAAUUUACAGCGGAUAAAUAACUUCACGUAUUUAUUAUUUUUUCAGUAUUAUUGCUCUAAUAAACCUCGAUAAUGUAUAACGGCAGUAGGUACAAAGAUAAAUCUUAUCUGACAUUUCUGAAACAAUGUGUUUAUUUAGAACUCAAUCGAUCGAUGAUGAAUAUUUAUGAUUUAUAUAAAUUAAUUACGUUUGUUAUCAGUUAUGCAAUUUAAAAAGUGUUAUCUUGAAUAGAAUACUAAAUGAAUAGAAGUUUAUUAAUUUGUAAGUAAAAGUAUGAAUAAUAUUAGGACUGAAUACGUACUAAGUAAUUAUAAGCUAUGUUUAUACUUUGUAAAUUAUUGUUAUAUAUUUAAAGGGCGACUUUAUUUAAUAAUAAGAAUAAUAAUCAAUCUCAA
Molecule: messenger RNA, 2340 nt
Organism: Nymphalis io (European peacock)
Lineage: Eukaryota; Metazoa; Arthropoda; Insecta; Lepidoptera; Nymphalidae
Product: cytochrome P450 6a2-like
Exons: 2
Coding region: 190-1671 (493 amino acids)
Molecular function (GO): heme binding; monooxygenase activity; iron ion binding
Source: RefSeq, a predicted model, not a curated record